GUGGCUUCCUUGCGUGAAGAAGCCAGAGCCCUUAGGCUCGUUCCGUGACGGGUCCAGUGCCGCCAAUCCCGGCGCUCCCAGCUCCGAGUUCAGGGUGCACUUGGCUCAGGGCAUCGGCCGAUUCCUUUCGGGGCGGCUCAGCGGUCAAGCCACGGGGAGUUCAGGUAAGGAUUACAAUCCGCCUAUCGUGACGUCAGCCUUCUCCCGGGUUAAGCAGCUGUGCUUUCUGGGUCAGUCCAGGAAGCCAGUGAGCGGAGCGAAGGGGGUAGCCGUGCUCCUCCUGGACUUGGCGAGAAUUGCUCAAAUGGACGGCGGGUAUCUGGUGGCCGUGGACAGACGGCAGCCUCACCCAGUUUGGAAGGUCAAGACUUGGAUCGGUAUUCUGAAUCAGGAGCUGGUCGAGAGCGUGAUCUUCGCCAGCGGAGGGGAGGCUACAGCUUUUGGGGACGCAGACGAGGCGGCGGAGAUUAUCUUCGCGGUGGCAGGCUCGGGCGGGAGUGAGUACCCCGAGGGCGAGGAGGAACUAGGAGUCCCAGAUCGUUUGGAAGCCCUCCUAGAUCGCAGCGCCCCCGAGGGAAACAAGGACGCCCCGACGAACCCGGGACCCAAGGCCAAAGCUGGAGUGGGCUCGCGAGCGGGCCCUGGCGUGGAGGCGGGGCUUCCAGGCCUGGAUCCUGCGGUGGUGAAGUCAGCCCGGUUAGCCGGGAUCCCAGAGGCGCAACUGGAGAAGAUGAGCAAGCUUGUGGGUGGAGCCCGCAAGCUUCCUGUGGAGCCUCGAGGUGGAGGUCUCGAUCCUCUCGACGACGAGGAGGAAGAGGACGGUGCAGAGGCUCGCCCAGGAAAGGGCGGCGGAAGCGAGUUGGAAACGGUGGUAGUGCAGAUGAGUCGCAUCCUCCAGCACAUGCACAAGGACAAGAAGCCCGGGAACCUAGAGGAUGUCUUGGACCGGGCGGAUGGUGGCUCCGAUCCGAGCGGGGCUUCGUCGAGUGGGGGGCGCAGCAAAGCGGCGGCUUACCAGAAAUUGAAGUCCCUCCUGCGGAGCUCGCCGGCGGAGAUCUCGAAGGCGGUCGAGCGGUGCAUGAGCGAAGACUUCACUCUGUCCCAGAGCGGACCGGGGCUAGGCCAGCGUCCUUGCACUUGCCGUGCGUGGGUGGAACAUCGCAGCUUGCUUCAGAGCUUUCACGGGCCGAUUCGCCAAGCUUGGACCCUGGCUGGUAUGGUGGAUGCCAUCAACGAUGGAGAUGCGGAACUGGCGAAAGCUAUCGGGCUUUUGGGGCUGGCCAGCCUGGAUCAGGCCGCCGUGGACGGCGGGUCGUGGUUGCUCGCUUCCGAAAUCAGCCUAGAAGCGAGUCCCCCUUUCGGGGCCUUCGCGAGACCAAGGACGUUGGAUCAGUUCGAAGCUCGACAGACUCGUCUGCUGGAUGCAUGGGUGAGCAUCCUCAUGGCAUGGGGAGGAUCCGCGAAAGGGACGCAUACCAUGCAGCGAAGCGGUGUUUGGGAGGCGGCGGAGGAGCCGGCCAGCCUGGAGGAGGGGCUCCAAACGGGGGCCGCGACAGCCCGUCGACCGAAGGUCGUUUGGUGCCGCGCAAAGGAGUUCGUUUUUCAUUGCCGAUCCCUGGUGAUUUGGCCGAGCCUCGGCGAACUAGCGAGUCUGAUUGCUCGGUCCCCAAUCCUGUUCAGUGCAAGACGGGACUAUGCCAUGAAGCCGGGGAAGCCGGCGAUGGAGUCUGAAACGAGUGGUUCGAAAGGCGAGUGCUCGUGCAAGCCCCGUCACAGCAUCUGGGCUGUGGUCGGAGUGGUUCGGCGCCUUGAGCUCCAGCGACUGCUCGUUGUCGAGUUUCUUUCAUUCACUCCGCGAGUUACCCCGAAAGGGAACUCGUAUCGUGAUGCCGAUAGGCUCGCCUUGAAUGCACUUGUGUUAGUGCUUGACUGGUUGUUCCUGGGGCACCUGGUGUGUGCCGAGCAGAGCUGUGCUUGGACCUCGGCCAGACCUGCUGAGAUGGGCCGUGCCGCGGCCAAGUUCGAAAGCCUGGAAGACUUGCUGUUAGCCGUGGAGCGAGGACUUGAGCGCUUCGGGUGGCAGGCUGCCAAGGCUUUGACUUCAGUCAGGUUGCGACUGCCUCAACCUUGCAAUGCUAUGGCUGUUGAUUGCGACCGGAUCAAGUUUGUCGGAGAUCCUUCCUUUGACCCUCGCCCAUACUUGGACAACUACUCCCGAAGCAUCUACGAGAAGCCCAUGUCGUUCAGAGAGCCGAUCCCUCCCGAAACUCAGGUUCCUCGCGCACAAGUGCGAACCGUGCCGGGCAAACGCCUGGGCUUGCUUCGAGCUCUCCGACGAGGCUAG
Molecule: messenger RNA, 2344 nt
Organism: Symbiodinium necroappetens
Lineage: Eukaryota; Dinophyceae; Suessiales; Symbiodiniaceae
Source: the annotation of a GenBank genome assembly